This is a messenger RNA of Oryzias melastigma (Indian medaka), 1538 nucleotides long. It is a transcript of the gene krr1, whose product is annotated as KRR1 small subunit processome component homolog. The coding region runs from base 81 to 1220 and encodes 379 amino acids. Gene Ontology annotation, cellular component: nucleolus; small-subunit processome. The transcript has 10 exons. The record is from RefSeq and is a predicted model, not a curated record. Gene Ontology annotation, molecular function: RNA binding. NCBI's taxonomy places the organism in Eukaryota, Metazoa, Chordata, Actinopteri, Beloniformes, Adrianichthyidae.
ACCCUCGUCCAGUAGGGGGCGGAACCGGUUAGAAAUGUCUUCGACGGAGUCUCUUGCGUCACUUCCGGUUCUUUCUAAAAAUGGCGUCGUCUGUAACGCAGGGUUCCACGAAGGAAGCUAAAACGGGGAAAAAUCCAUCAAAAGCUAAAAAUGACGGGGAUGAAGCUGAGCUCCUCACCGUUCCUGACGGAUGGAAAGAGCCGUCCUUCUCCAGAGAGGAUAACCCCCGCGGCCUGCUGGAGGAGAGCAGCUUCGCCACGCUCUUCCCCAAAUACAGGGAGGCGUACCUGAAGGAGUGCUGGCCGCUGGUGGAGAAGGCUCUGGGAGAGUCUUACAUCAGAGCCUCUCUGGACCUGAUUGAAGGCAGCAUGACGGUGAACACCACCAAGAAAACCUUCGACCCCUACGCCAUCGUCAGAGCCAGGGACCUCAUCAAGCUCCUGGCCAGGAGCGUCCCGUUUGAGCAGGCUGUGCGGAUCUUGCAGGACGACAUGGCGUGUGACAUCAUCAAAAUCGGCACGCUGGUGCGGAACAGAGAGCGUUUCGUAAAGCGACGACAGCGGCUGAUCGGCCCCAAAGGAUCCACCCUAAAAGCGUUGGAGCUGCUGACCAACUGCUAUGUGAUGGUCCAGGGCAACACGGUGUCGGCGCUGGGACCCUACGGCGGCCUGAAGGAGGUUCGUAAAGUGGUGAUGGACACCAUGAAGAACAUCCAUCCCAUCUAUAACAUUAAGACCCUGAUGAUCAAACAGGAGCUUUCCAAAGACCCCGAGCUGCGGACGCAGAACUGGGAGCGCUUCAUGCCCAAGUUCCGCCACAAGAACCUGUCCAAGCGGAAGGAGCCCAAAAAGAAGAGCGUGAAGAAGGAGUACACGCCCUUCCCUCCGUCACAGCCGGAGAGCAAGGUGGAUAAGGAGCUCGCCACCGGAGAGUUCUUCCUACGAGAAAGUGUGAAGAGGAGGAAGAAGAUGGAGGAGAUAAAGGUCAAACAAGCUGAAGCGCUGACCAAGAAGCAGGAGGAGCGAAACAAAGCCUUCAUUCCCCCCAAAGAGAAGCCGCUGAUGAAGAAAAGUGUCAAAGCCUCCGCAGAAGCAAAGCUGGACAUCCAGGCCAUCAAGGACAAAGUAAGAAAAGCCAAAACCAAGAAACUGGGAGCUCUGCCGUCACUUCCAGCUCCGAGCAGCAGAACCAAACACAGCAAAGCGAAAAGCAAAGGCUGAGGAGCAUCAAGUGUCUGGACUGUUUUUGUGUUUGGACCGGUCCGGGUUCGGCUGAUCCGGUUCCCAGAAUCCCCUUUCUAACAACCAGGAAGUGAUCGGACUGUUCCCUCGCCGUCGUCUCUGAGUGAUCUGUGCACAGUGUGACUGUUUUGAAACAAAUAAAACAAUUUAUUAUUGUGUUUAUCCGACUUUGAGAUUGACCCGUGAACAUGAAUAGAUAAUAGGGUUGUUUGUUGUUACCUGACAGUUAAAGUAAUCAUGUGAACACCUGAAAAUGUUACUUCUGUUUAAAUGGACCAAAUAAAUAUUUUUAUUACA